Stomoxys calcitrans (stable fly) is the source of this 5114-nucleotide messenger RNA. RefSeq lists its product as uncharacterized. NCBI's taxonomy places the organism in Eukaryota, Metazoa, Arthropoda, Insecta, Diptera, Muscidae. The transcript has 11 exons. The record is from RefSeq and is a predicted model, not a curated record. Bases 2030 to 3616 code for a protein of 528 amino acids.
ACGUUUUUUCGGGACUACCACUGGGUGAAUUGUCAAAGGCCUUCACUAAAAGCCAGCAAAAGUGGAGCAGCAACAAGCUGUUGUUGGACCAUAUAUUUGCAGAGCCAUCCAAGACAAGCAACGCACAAAAAGAAUAGAAAAGAAAAACAGCAAACAAGUGCUGAAAGCUGUGACACACAAGCAACAGUUGGAUUUUUGUGAAUAUUUUCAAACCCAACCACCAAAAAGAAAAGUGCUUGACAAAAAAAAAAACAAAAGUAAAAAUAAAAUAAAAAAAGGCAACAACAACAUCCAAGGAUAAUGAGGGAUAUUAAUUAAAUGCAAAUGAUGUUAGCAGUGUAAUUAAAAAAAGAAAUUACUUUAACAAAUCCUUUAAUCCAAAUAAAAUAGAAAAGUUUAAUAAAAACUAAUUGGAUUUUGAAGUUUUUAAACAAAAUUAUGGACUUUGUGGUAGUGCAGUGAAAAAGUGUGUGUCUUUGUUUUCAUUAUAGAAAACCGCAAUUAAAAAACUUUUUAUUGUUUUGUGCUAAAAUUUACAAUAACUAAUUGUGGUUUGGGUGUUGAUGGUGGCAUUUUGUGUUAAGUUGACAAUUUUGAAACUUAUUUAAGUGGAAAGAUACACAGCCUAAUUGGAUUUGAAAGAAAAGAAACGAAAGAUAAAACAAACAAACCAGUAUGCCAUUGAAAUAAAACAUCAAGGAUAUGAAAAAAAGCUGUUGGAAAUUGUAAUUCCGUGGAAGAUUAUACAAAAAAAUUUAACUUUUUUUGCUAAAAAAAAAAUUCAUAUAAAUUGCAUUAAGCAAACGAAAGUUUCGCCUGUUAAAAGCCAGCUAAAAUUUACACAAAAAAGUGACAAAAAAGAAAAACAAAAAAGUGAUUGUAAAAAAAAACUCCCUUGAAAGCGUAUGCAAAAACAAUCAUCAUAAAUUGCUGUUGGCUAUUAAAGAAAAAAAAACGUGUAAAAAUUGGUUACUUUGUAAUAAAUUUCCUACAAGGAAGCAAAGUGUGAGUCAAAAAAAAAACCAACGAAAUAUAAAACCCUUAAUUAAUUUGAUGAUAAUUAAUUUUCCCAGUGCAACCAAAAGCUUAGGCACAGUGAAAAAUUACCUUCGAUCAAUUUGUGCGGACAUUUCCAUGUGCAAAUGUUUUGGCAUCAACAUAAACAGCGUAUUAAAAACGUGCAUAUCUCUUGGGUAAAGUGUGAAAUUGUUCUCCAUUGAGUUAUUAACAAUUUGACGUUGUGUUGUAUUGCAUCCUGUGCACAAUGGACUCUUAAUUAAUUAAAAGGCAGCUUGUGAAACAAAUUAAUCAAUUGUCCUGGGACUCUAUCAAUUUAGCCAAACAAACAAACACAACUCUUCGGUAUAGAAGUGAGAGAAUAAACAAAAAGACAAAAAAUCGGAAACGAAUAACAAUCAUCCUGCUUUUGUCAUUGGCUUUACUACAGGAAGUAAAGCUGCUUUUGACACUUGCUAACAUGAGAGAAACAUUUUUAAACUGAAACAAGAGUUCUACUCGCCAGCUAACUCUCGUCCUGCUGUAAGCUUUCACUUAGCCUCCUAAUGGACUAAACAAGGCACCAAGUUUUCUCAAAUACUGCAUUAAAAGGCUUGCAUUCAAUUAAGUAUUCUCAAAUGCUACAUUGAAAGGCUUCCCAGAACAUUCAAUUAAGAUCGAAACGAAUGUGGGCAUCAAAAAAUGCGAAUAACUAAUUCGACACAGGUUGGCUUUGGCAAAUUGAGCUUAACAUAAGUGACCCCUUAAAAACCAAUAAAUCAAACAACCUCAAGAAAUAGCCGUUCGAAAAAAAGGUCUAAAAAGCAAUGUUGAAUUUGUGAGAUUUUCAUGUUUAUGGCCCAUAACAAAUGGCAUGCAACGUCAUCCAACCAUCGAAAUAGCCAACAGAAUUGAAUGCAGAAUACAGCAUCUUGUCCAUGUGCCACAAUAAUAAUACCAGGAAAGUGAUUUCCUGAACGUGUGAAUUGCUGGAAUAAAGGAAAAAGUAACAACACCAACAUCAUCUCAAAAUAUGGAUACUUUUCGCAUUAGACGUGCUUCCAUUUCCCGUUUCGGGUCAAUGGCAAAGCAAGAACCCCUCAUAGUUGUCGAUGAGUCUCAAAUUGUCGAGGAGGAAGACCAAGAGAGCAAUGAAGCACCAUCGAACAAAGCCAGUCUGGACAUAGAUUCACCGGUAAAUCCUUAUCUGCUCUCACCAUGGCGCGAUCCAAGAGAGAGCCGCAAACAUUCUCUGCCCUCACAACAAGUCACCGAAGGUAUUACCGCCAGCCAAGUGAGGCGCCUCUCAGAGCGCGGAGGCGAAGGUUCAGGACCUUCGCCCAAAGAGGCUGCCUUUUUGGCUACUCUCUCACAGGCUCCAGCACCCUCGGGACGGCGCCACUCGGUGGUGACCAUAUCGAAAGUACCCACAACCAUAUUCGGAAGGGCGCGCCGCGAAUCUGUGGCCGCAUUACCAAACCGUCUGAUGGGCUCACGCCGCGAAAGUAACACAUCCACUGGACCACCAUCCACGGACCCCAUAGGUAGCAUACACAAUCUGCAAUUGGACAUAAUGGAUGACAUUGUGCAAUCGCGCAAGGCUCGCAUGAAACUCUGGACCACCAGCAGUGAAAAGGUGUGCGAAGUGGAAACCCUCAACGAAGUGGGUGGUACAACGCCCCAGCGUUACACCAAUCGUCGCUACUCCGAAUGUGUCUCUGCUCAGCCCACACCUUCGCCCGGUUACCGUAGAGCCUCCGAACAUCCCGCCAUUAUAUCGCCCUGUGUUGCCCAGCCCACCAGCAAUCGUUCGUCAACCAGGCGAAAGAAAAGUUCCGGUUUUCUAGGUAGUCGAACCGACAUCAGUUCGAUUUUCAGCAAUCUCACCUCAUCGGCGAUAGAAAUACACAAAUGUGAGGACAAGCCGACACCACCUUCCUCCUCGUCGGCCAAUAAGUCUAAAACCAGCACUUCGUCAACUUUGCAGGCUCCAUCACAUAGUAGUUCCAAUCUCUUAGAUCCCAAUGCGGGGCGGUCAACGCGAUCCAAUAGCUUUGAUGUUUCCAUACUCAACAAUGCCAAACAAUUGGUUUCCGAUGCUCAGGAUAAUAGUUCGGCGGCCCUGUCGGGCUGGUUUGCGAAUCGCCAUGAGCCAAUGGCCCGCAAGAAGAGUAUACGCAGUAAGAGCACAGCCAUGGCUUUAUCCAAAGAUGUGCUAGAGAAGCUGCAAUCCAAAGAUGUCUUACGCGAAAGUAAACCCAAGCUUAAGCCGCGUAGUAAACAGAAGAGUUGGACAGAUCACACCAAAGGCACCAUUGUGGAUGCCACGGUCAUUGGAUCGGCCAUAGAGGGUUUCUUGCGGAAAAAUUCCGCCUCUGGGCCUUCGGGCAGCAAUGCUCCGGGCGCAAGCACAUCGAGCAGCAGCACAAAGGCACCACCCAAGGGUGCAGUGCCCAAAGACCAUCAUGGCUCCACAUCAAGGCGAAGUCGAACCCAGGCCCAAGCAGCCAAUGCGGUACGCACAACCCUAAAUUGGUUUGGCAAGGGGGAUGAAGAUGACACGAAGGAUACCUGUGAUGCAUCACUGUGCUCGACCCUAAAGGAUUUGUUUGUUAAAUAAUUACCGGGGAAUUCUUUAUUUAAAUUAAAAUAAUCCCACCCUCAAUUGGUAGCAGAUUUUUGUUGGAUUUCGUUAUUAACCCCCAAAAUGUGGUAAUUUGUUUUUAUUUUAAAUAUUUCAUUCAACUUAUUUUAAUCCCCUUUUGUUGUUGACAUUGACAGGCAAUAACAUGGAAUGUUUGAAAGCUUUAGACAAAAAUAUAAAUUUAAUGAUAGCCUAGAUUUCCUGAAAAUGUGAGAUUCAAGGAUAGACAAACUAGUAUACAUAGGAUAACAAAAUUAAUGCAACUCCUAUACAGGAUAGGGUAAGUUCUACUACAGAAAUGUGAAAUAAUUUUGUAUUUUUAAUGUAUGUAUAUAUCCACCUAAUCAUCUCAAAGCAAAGGGAAAUAAGUUUAAAGUAUUUUCCAACUGUUGGAAGUUUCUUUUUAUAUCAUUUGCAGUCGAAUAUGUACUUGAGAGUUAAAGAAAAUUUUGCUCAAAUUUAUUUUGUUUUUCACACAAUUGAAGCUUAAAAAUUAUACUUCAGUCUUUUUUAUAUCAGCACCUUGAAGUAUUCCUCAACCUGUUUGUUGCUCUUGCCAUGUCUGACCGAUUGCCUUAAAAACUAUAAAAAUUUCCAAUCUGCUUCUAAGUGCUUUUUGGAUAUUCUACUUCAUAUUGUCGCCUAGUGGCCACCAUUUUUAUCUGAUUGGAAUAAAAGUGAUCCAUGAAAGCGACCUCUUAAGCAGUUGGAAGCUUCAGUGUUAACCUAAUUUGUCCGAUAUUUAGUAUUUGUAGCCCAGAAACAUUUAUAAUAAGGUGUCCCAAAAAACUUAAAGUAUUUUUAUAGCCUCCACCACCACCGUGGUAAGGGAUUUAAAACUUUGUGCAUUUGUUUGCAACGCUAAGAAGGAGAGAAGAUAGACCCAUUGAUAAUUACACCGAUCGGCUUGGAAUCACUUUCUGAUUCGAUGUAGCUAUGUUGACUCACGGACAUGCGCUAUUGAUUUUGAACAAAAUCGGUUCAGAUUUACAUAUAACUCCCAUAAACAUCUUUCAUCCGACAUGGCUUUUUAUACCCUACACCACUACUGUCAUACAGAGUAUUAUAACUUAGUGCAUUUGUUUGUAACACCCAGAAGGAAGAGAGAUAGACCCAUUGAUAAGUAAACCGAUCGACUCAUAUUCACUUUUUGAUUUUUUAAAGCCAAGAGACGAAGCCUAUUGAAAUGGGGAAAAUCGGUUCGGUAAUUUGUUAACCGAUUCUCUGGAAAUUUGACAGGAAGUAUUUUCUUAUGACUCUCGUUAUUACUGGUGAAUUUCAGAUUAAAAAUCGGUUCAGAUUUGGAUAUAGAUUCCAUAUAUGCAAGCUACUGCAAGCGCAUUUAUUUAUCAAUCUUCCCAAAAUUUUGCACAACGCUUUCCUCGACUACCUACACAAUAUGUAAGAAGUUUGCAUGAAAUCGGUUCAGAUUGAAAUAUAGCUGCCAUUUAUAUGUAUGUCUGAUUUUGAGUAA